Molecule: messenger RNA, 1861 nt
Organism: Rhizophagus irregularis DAOM 181602=DAOM 197198
Lineage: Eukaryota; Fungi; Glomeromycota; Glomeromycetes; Glomerales; Glomeraceae
Source: RefSeq, a predicted model, not a curated record
AUUUAAUUCAAAUAUCGAAUAUUAACAUCUUUUCUUUAUAAAUAGGUUAGAACACAUUUAGCAAAUAUUUACAAUCGUAAUAUUCAAGUAUAUGGGGUAUCUCAGAAUCCUAAUACAAAUGAUUAUAUAAUAAUUCUUCAAAGUGAAUAUAGCAGGAGAUAUUGUGAAAAAUGCUUAAAAAAAUACGCAAAUAUAGCAUAUAAAUGGUGUAAGCCCUGCCAAAUAAGUUGUCUAGAAAAAAAUUUUAAAAACUGGACUAGUAGUAACAAACAAAUUGAUAAUUUUAUUCAAAAAAUGCAAUUAAAUAUUAAUAAUUGGAAUGAUACAAUAAUUGAGUGGAUACCAUACAGUAAGUUUAAUGAUGUUAAAGAAAUAAGCAAAAUUGGGCGUUCUUCAGUAUACUUAGCAACAUGGAAGGGUGGUCCAUUGUAUUAUGAUUAUAAGAAUGGUAAUGAGUGGAUAAGAAAAUCAGAUAAAAAAGUUGUUUUGAAAUACUUAAAAUCUAAAGAAUUAGAAUUUUUGAAUGUGGUUAAAGCGUAUACAACAUAUAAAAAUGGAAUUAUUCUUAAAGUGUAUGGAAUAUCUCGAAAUAAGAAAGACUAUAUUAUAGUUUUUCAGUUGAUUGAUAUUCAUGAAAGAUAUGUAUUUUAUAAUUUGCCAACCAAUGAAAAAGUCAUUGACUUUAUUCAACAAAUGCAAUUAAAAGUUAAUUAUCAUUAUGAUGUAGUAUUUGAAUGGAUACCAUAUAAUCAAUUUAAUGAUAUUGAAGAAGUAGGAGAAGGAGGAUUUUCUACAGUUUAUUCAGCAAUAUGGAAAGAUGGACCGUUAUAUUUUGAUGAUAAUAAAAUGGAAUGGAUAAGAAAAAUAAAUAAAAAAGUUGCUUUGAAAUGUUUACAUAAUUCACAAAACAUCAAUGAAAAAUUUCUAAAUGAGGCCAAAGAAUAUUCAAUUGAUAGUCUUAAUAUUCUUAGAAUACAUGGAAUAUCUCAAAAUCCAAAUACUAAAAAUUAUAUUAUGGUUCUUCAAUAUGCAGAAGGUGGUGAUUUUAAUAAAUGGAUAAAUAGAAAUUAUGAAAGUUUUGAUUGGACAAAUAAAAUAAAAGUAUUAAAUAAUAUUAUUAAUGGACUUAAAGAAAUUCAUCAGAAAAGGAAAGUUCAUCAUGAUCUUCAUACAAGAAACAUAUUAUUUCUUUUUAGAAGUACUAGCGAUAUUGUUGAAUACACGCGUAUUUCAGAUAUGGGAUUAUGUGGAGAAGUUGACAAUAUUGAUGAAGAAAAAAUAUAUGGAGUUAUGCCUUAUGUAGCUCCUGAAGUAUUAAGAGGAAAACUUUAUACUCAAGCAGCGGACAUUUAUAGUUUUGGAAUGGUUAUGUAUUUUAUAGCAACUGGAAGACAACCUUUUGCUGAUCGCGCACAUGAUGAACUUUUGGCAUUAGAUAUAUGUGAAGAAGUCAGACCCAAAUUAAAUGAAUUAGAAGCGCCAAAAUUUUAUAUUGAGUUAAUGAAAAGGUGUUGGGAUUCAAAUCCAAAUAAUAGACCAAAUGCAGCCGAAAUAAGUGAUCAAUUACGUUUUUGGAAAAAUGUUGAUUUUGAAUGUGCAGAAAAUUAUCGAAAAUCAAAUCUUUCUAAAAGAAAACCAUUAAUAAUUCAUCCGCAAGCUGUUUAUACAUCUCGUAUACUUAAUCCUUACACAAAAAUUCUUUCAAAAAAUUAUAACUCUAAUUGUUCAGACUGUGCAAUUGUUGAUUAAAAUAAGCAAUAUCCAUCUUCUCUCUUUAUUUUAAUUCUUAUAUAUAUUUUGAGUUCUAUUACCGUAAUAAAAUGUAAAAUUAUGUAGUUUUUGUUCAACACUGAUUAUGGAG